Hyposmocoma kahamanoa is the source of this 994-nucleotide messenger RNA. RefSeq lists its product as uncharacterized. The record is from RefSeq and is a predicted model, not a curated record. Bases 12 to 626 code for a protein of 204 amino acids. The transcript is spliced from 6 exons. NCBI's taxonomy places the organism in Eukaryota, Metazoa, Arthropoda, Insecta, Lepidoptera, Cosmopterigidae.
GCUUUAAUAAAAUGGCCCUACAAUUUGGUUCGUUCAAGUGUACAAGAGAUUCGAAGAUUUGGGACUUCGUUUCUACAAUAUUUGGGAUUUUUCAUAUCAUUGACGCCUGUAUUUCACAGGUUACUUGUAUGCAGGGUCCCUUAAAAGGUUUCGUUGUAAAAGGGACGCUAUGGAGCAACGUUUACGGUCUGUCCUUGUUGCUUCUAAUCGUCACUGUCACUGCUGGUGUCAUACUUAUUUACGGAAUUUUCACGGUUAAAACAUGCCUCGUGACCACCUACAUGAUUCUACUCGGCACAACAGGAAUUGUCACAGCGUCUCUAAUAGCAGCGCUCAUUGCCAUCAUUGGUUAUAAUGCAUUUUUUAUGGCGCUGCUCAUACGAAUACCAUUUCACAUGAUUGGUUUGAUAUCGGCUUAUUACACACGUAAGCGGUUGAAAAAAAUUGUAAACAACAACAGGAUAUUGCGCCGUUUGAACUAUACAACUCAAAACAACCACAACCUUGAGACUAUCCAUGAAAACUUACCUCCUUUGCCAAGACCUCUGUACAGAAGAUUCUACAGUGAAGUCAAACCCGAUAUAUAUUCGUCGCCUCGUGAAGAGAGAAGUAACUCAAUAGUUUAGCAUUGCACUAACAUUUCUAAAAGGGAAUACACGCGGUACCUAGUUUCCCGACGUUUCGGCCAGGUUGCACUGGCCGUAGUCGCGGUCUGACUGGUGAUGCGGUGUUUAAGUCUCCAUCUCGGCGGUUUACGAAAAUUUUGCAGAUUUUCGUGAUUUUUUACCGAACGAAGUUUAGUUAAUCGUGUUUUUCUGGUUCCUCAUAGUUCACUACCGGUAUCUUCUAUUUUUGUUAUCAAUUAAAAAAAUAAGUUGAAUUCGUAUUAUUUAAUAUCGAAAAACCAAUUUUUCGUGUGGUCAAAAUACGUCAAAAUGUAGAAUGAUGUAUUUUUUCGGAUCUACCUAAAUCUGAAAUAGUACAGCGCCAACAA